UACUGCUUUAUUCUUUGUGGCAUUGAAGCAACAACCUCUCUUCAAAAAUGGAGCAAUCAAAAUUUCCCAUUCUUCGCUUAGUGCAACUUUAAGUUCACUCACAGUUCUUGGAAAGACCUUACAACUCUGGAUAUUGUCUUUUAACUGCUUCCAGAUGUUUUCUAUUAGAUUUAGGUCAGGAGAAUUUGCCAACCACAAUAUUAUUCUUCAACCAAUCCUUGGUUAUUUUUGCG
Messenger RNA from Funneliformis caledonium, 233 nucleotides. The record is from the annotation of a GenBank genome assembly. NCBI's taxonomy places the organism in Eukaryota, Fungi, Glomeromycota, Glomeromycetes, Glomerales, Glomeraceae.